CAGAAGAUGGAGAUCCAUUUGCCCAGUGUGCCGAUGAUGAAACUCUUCUCCUAUCUGGAUGCCUUCACUUUGCUACAGGUUGCCCAAGUGAGCAAGAGCUGGAAUGCAGUUGCAAGCAGUGAUGUCCUGUGGAGGAAGUUGUGUCAGAAGAGAUGGCUCUUCUGUGACAAGGUCAACCCACACCUCCUGGGCACAGAGACAUGGAAGCAGUUCUUCGUUUACCGAACAUGGCAAGAACACACCAAGUCCCGGGCAAAACCAAGAGAUUUUACUUACAGGGAAAUUCCUGUGGAUUUUGGAGUUCAGGCAACUGCAUGCUAUAUCUCAGGACAUGGCUUAACAAGAAACGGACAAGGCAAGUCGGUUGUCUGUAUGGUGUCUUCCAUGACCAAGAUUUCCACCUGGGAUAUUCAGGAGGGCAUUAUGACUUGGGAAAGCCCUGUACAACCCACCAGAAUACUCCUGUUGACCACCCUCCCUGAGAUGCACAUUGCAGUCACUGUAGAUAUAGAAUCAACUAUCAAACUGUGGGACUGUCGGAACGGGGAAGCUCUGGCGAGUAACAAGCUGCCAUCUCCCUGUGUAUUACUGAAAGCUGUCGAUACCAAUGAUGGCCCCACUGUCUUGGCAAGCGAUAUCUCAGGUAACCUCCACAUCUUUAGCAUUCCCGAAUUAUGCUUCAUGUGCACAAUCAAUGUAUUCCUAUUCUGUAUUGAUGAAAUCUACUGCUCUCCUCAGAAGAAAUGGGUCUUUGUGAGUAAGAAACACCCACAUAUCUUCCCAAAGGUGUUUUUAAUGAGCAGCUUACUGAGGACAUCAGAAUUCUCUGCACCUGUGUGUACCAAUCUUAAUUUUUCAUUAUGCGAAAAAGCCUUCUGGACCCCAAGAAGGGAAGACAGGAUAACACUGAUGUACAAAAUUGGCCCCAAAAUAACCACAAAGUUUAUUACAUGUAAUAUGAAGCUGGAAACCAUCGGGAACCAAAUAAGUGUUAAAGCGUAUGUGGUAGCAAUGUUCGGGUUGCGAGAAGACUGCCUAGAAUGUAUGGGAGUCAGUGAUAAGGACGUGAUUGUUUGUUCAACUGUGUCCUCUCUCCUGCUCUUCAGCAUAAACGGUCUCCGUCUGCAGACAUUUCCAUACUGCUCAGAAGAGAUCUUGAGCCUGUGGGUGGACGCCAUUCAUGUCAUUGUCACCCUUCAUGAUGGCUCUUUGGAUAUGUAUGCAUGGGAGGAGAGAGGCCCACUGCUCAGGAGGUGUUAUCGGCUGCAGAACAGAUCUCUGCCACCGCAAAGUAACUUUAGCCAAAUGCUAUGUGAUGAUAUGAGCAUAAUUCGAGUGAUGACAACUGGUGCUUUCCCCAGGCUUCUGAUGGCAUAUACCUUGAAAUCUGAUCUUGAAAACUGA
This is a messenger RNA of Apodemus sylvaticus (European woodmouse), 1404 nucleotides long. RefSeq names its product F-box/WD repeat-containing protein 15-like. The record is from RefSeq and is a predicted model, not a curated record. NCBI's taxonomy places the organism in Eukaryota, Metazoa, Chordata, Mammalia, Rodentia, Muridae. Gene Ontology annotation, molecular function: protein binding. The transcript is spliced from 10 exons. Bases 7 to 1404 code for a protein of 465 amino acids.